AUGAAACUUAAAGUUAUGGACCAGCAAACUAUUACGAUUGGAAGGAGUCGGUCUUGUGAUAUUCUCCUGAAUGAACCAGAUAUAUCCACAACGCAUUGCGAGUUACAUCUUGUAGAGGUUGAUAUUGACUGUGAAAAGAAAAAGCUAUUCAACAUUAUAGACAAAAGUAGAAAUGGUACUUUUAUUAAUGGGAAUAAAUUAGUCAAGAAGGACUAUCUACUGAAGAAUGGAGAUAGAGUGGUAUUUGGUAAAAGCUCAUCUUUUUUGUUCAAGUAUUUUCAACCCACAGUAACUGAGACAUGUUCGAAUAAUACGUCUCUAACAUAUGAAGAAACCAAAGAUGUUGUAUUCAAGAAGCCUCUAAUUAGUAGCCAAACCAUUAACAAAAAAAUAAUUGAGAAUAAAGAUGCUGUGGGUUUAUCAUUUUAUGAUAAAUAUAUUGCAGGCAAGGAACUGGGGUCUGGGCACUAUGCAACUGUUAAGGAAGCAGUUAAUAAGAGUACUGGCGAAGUGGUUGCUGUGAAGAUCUUCCAUCCACAAAAAAACGAUGACAUUAAGAAAGCGAGGCAAUUUCGUGAGGAAACUGAGAUUCUAAUGAGUAUUGAUCACGUAAAUAUUGUGAAGCUUUUAGAGCGAUUUGUUGAACCCGUAAGCAAAACUAAAGUCCAAACUUAUUUGGUCCUAGAAAAGAUAAAUGAUGGGGAGCUGUUUGAAAGGAUUGUUAGGAAAACGAAGUUACGACAGGAUGAGACAAGGGCAUUAUUUAAACAGAUUUUAGGUGGUUUAAAGUACUUACACGACAAAAAUAUUAUUCACAGAGAUAUUAAACCUGAAAAUAUAUUAUUAAGUAUUAGGCAAAGAAAAUUUACUGAUGAAUUACAGUUAGGGCCCUGGGAUAAAAAUGAAAUUGAUAUAAUAGUUAAAAUUGCCGAUUUUGGGCUGGCUAAGUUUACUGGUGAAAUGCAAUUUACUAAUACACUGUGCGGAACGCCAUCUUAUGUCGCAGCCGAAGUCCUUUCCAAAGCUGGAUAUACAUCUAAAGUUGAUCUAUGGAGUGCUGGUGUUUUGUUAUACGUUUGCUUAUGUGGGUUUCCACCUUUCAGUGAUCAGUUGGCACCUCCAUCCAUGAAGGAACAAAUAUUGAGAGGAAAAUUUGCUUUCUAUUCACCAUAUUGGGAUGAUAUAGAUGACUCAGUGCUGGAUUUGAUAUCAAACUUAUUGGUGGUCAAUCCAGAUCAGCGGUUUUCAGUUCGAGAUGCGAUCGCUCAUCCUUGGUUCGACGGUUUACCAAAAAGUACCACUUUUAGCGUUGAGCGUUUGAAAAUGGAUGUGGAGAAGCUUCCCAAAACUUACUCUGAGUUAUGA
Eremothecium cymbalariae DBVPG#7215 is the source of this 1365-nucleotide messenger RNA. It is a transcript of the gene DUN1, whose product is annotated as serine/threonine protein kinase DUN1. The record is from RefSeq and is a predicted model, not a curated record. The coding region runs from base 1 to 1365 and encodes 454 amino acids. Gene Ontology annotation, cellular component: nucleus. NCBI's taxonomy places the organism in Eukaryota, Fungi, Ascomycota, Saccharomycetes, Saccharomycetales, Saccharomycetaceae. Gene Ontology annotation, biological process: protein phosphorylation; mitotic DNA damage checkpoint signaling. Gene Ontology annotation, molecular function: ATP binding; protein binding; protein serine/threonine kinase activity. The transcript has a single exon.